Paramormyrops kingsleyae is the source of this 1723-nucleotide messenger RNA. RefSeq names its product hyaluronidase-4-like. NCBI's taxonomy places the organism in Eukaryota, Metazoa, Chordata, Actinopteri, Osteoglossiformes, Mormyridae. The record is from RefSeq and is a predicted model, not a curated record. Gene Ontology annotation, biological process: hyaluronan catabolic process; carbohydrate metabolic process. Gene Ontology annotation, cellular component: cytoplasmic vesicle. Gene Ontology annotation, molecular function: hyalurononglucosaminidase activity.
UCUAGCUACAGGUAACAACAGGUGUGUCCCAAAAUGUAACAACCAAAUAUAUGUUUUCUGUAGCUGUUUCAAUGUGUUUCUUAACUUCCGGAUCUCACACUUGAUUUCCAAUAGGACAAAGAGGAACUGCAAUUCUCUGCAAUUCUUAGCCUUUUAGACUAAAUCAUGCCGGCUGUUCAUUGACAGGAUGCCUGGCGAAUCAAAGAGGAGUAGAAACAGGAUGCACUGGGGAUUGGUGAGUGGCACGUUUCACCAGCCUAUCCCUGCUGCCUCCUCGCUCACCUGCACAUGGCUGAUUUGCCUGAUCCCGCCCUCCUUCUCAGCCAAGCCAGCCCAGCUCCCUCUGAUUGGCCGCAAGCCUUUUGUGGCAGCCUGGAAUGCCCCCUUAGACGUCUGCACCAGCCGCUACAACGUGAGCAUUGACCUUAAGGUCUUCCACAUGCACGGUAGCCCCCGCGCUGUGAGGACGGGCCAGGAUGUCACCAUCUUCUACGCCAACCGGCUGGGCCACUACCCCUUCUACACGGAGCAGGGCGCCCCCAUCAACGGCGGCCUCCCGCAGAACUGCAGCCUGGAGUCCCACCUGCGCAAGGCCAGUCAGGACAUCCGCCAUUACAUCCCUUCCGGAGACUUCCGUGGCCUGGCUGUCAUCGACUGGGAGUACUGGCGACCGCAGUGGAGUCGAAACUGGCACCUGAAGGACAUCUACCGCAGAAAAUCACGGGAGCUGAUCCGGGGGACUUACGUCAACGUGACAGAGGCUGAGGUGGAGGAGCUGGCGAGACACGGGUUCGAGGACAGCGCCACAGCCUUCAUGAAGGAGACUCUGCGACUGGGCACGCUCACUCGGCCCCUAGGCCUCUGGGGUUUCUACCUCUACCCCGACUGCCACAAUUACAACCUGCACGAGCGUAACUACACAGGCUCCUGCCCCCUGCUGGAGAGCAUGCGCAACGAUAAGCUCCUGUGGCUGUGGAACAGCAGCACGGCGCUAUUCCCCUCCGUGGCCAUUAGAAGGCGCCACUCGGACAGCUCCGGCAACCUGCACUUCUCCCGGUGCCGGGUGCGUGAGUCUCUGCGUGUCGCUGGCCUCCCCUCCCUGGACUACGAGCUGCCCGUCUUUGUCUACUUGCGCCUGGGCUACCGGGACAAACCUCUGGCCUUCCUCACCAUGAAAGAUCUGAUCCACACUAUUGGCGAGAGCGCUGCCCUGGGGGCGGCCGGCUUCGUGAUCUGGGGUGACCUCAAGAUGACAUCCUCCAGACGCAGCUGCCUGAAGGUGAAGUCUUUCGUGCACCGCCAGCUGGGCCGCUACAUCGCCAACGUGACGCGGGCGGCGGAGCUGUGCAGCCGCCUCCUGUGCGGGAGCAGCGGCCGCUGCGCACGGAGAGACCCGGAGGCGCCGCACUACCUUCACCUCAGCGGUGCCUCCUACCGCAUCGCGCCCGUCGCGGACGGAGGCUUCGCCGUCACGGGCGUGCAUUCGCCGGCCGAGAUCAGGCUGCUCGCCGAGCGCUUCCGCUGCCGCUGCUACCGGGGAUACGGCGGGGACCGGUGCGACCGGCGCCGGACCUCGGGAGCGACGGCUGCCAGGGCUUCGGCUGCGCUCGUCAUGCUCCUCGCUGCCUGCGCCUUGCGCAAUGCAGGCUGUCCCAUCUUUAACAUAUUCCGGCACGAUUGCCAGGGCAUACUUUUUAAAAAGAAGAGUUUGUUUUUAGUCUGA